UUUGGGUUGAUCCAUUGAUCGAACUUUAUCGUCGAAUACUUGGUGUUUGUUAACCUAUAUACGCAUACCUCUAUAUGACGGCGUACAACAGGAUUGGUUUCGAUAGAAGCUUUCUACAUCGUCAGACGAAGGUGAACAACACCUGUUCGGGAAUUAUGUAGUCACCUUCGAUGUGGUGGAUAAUACAGAAGUGAUGGGGUUCUAUAGGAAACUAUCCUCCCAGUUCUAUAUGUACGUGUUUGUGUUCAUAUUUACCACUGUAUUGCUGCAAUACUUCAAAUCACGAACUAAACUUGAUACCUUUGUUCCGUUAACACACAAUAACUCUGUCACUCGUAGGCUAGAUAAUGAACACGUGAAGCAGGAUCUAAAACAGCGACUUCACUUCGUAUUUCCUGAUUUUCGAAGAAAGAGUGUCUUACCAUUAAGCUGUCCAUUGCUGUUUUCUGGUAAUUCUUCAGAGCAAAAACGCGCGAUGAUAGUGAAGAGAGUGCCAAAGCAGCUGGAUUAUUACCAGAAGCAAGCCAAGAACUGUGAACACUUCAAAGAGGAUUACAUCACACAUCCUCUGACGCAGGAGGAGAAGGACUUCCCGAUAGCAUAUAGUAUCUUAGUGUAUAAGGAUUUAGCCCAAGUCGAGCGACUUCUGAGAGCUAUAUACCGGCCACAGAACUACUAUUGUAUACAUAUCGAUUUAAAAGCUGACAGAAAUUUCCGAAAGACACUGUCACUAAUCGCAAACUGUUUUGAAAAUGUGUUCAUUACAAAGAUAUCGGUGAAUGUUCAAUGGGGGACGUUUACAGUUCUCGAGCCGGAACUUGUGUGUAUGGAAGAGCUAUGGAAAUACAAGACAUGGAAGUACUUUAUCAAUCUAACAGGACAAGAAUUUCCCCUACGAACCAAUGGAGAGCUCGUGAAAGUUCUGAAAAUCUAUAAUGGUACCAACGACGUGAGUGGCACCGUGAAGAGAGCAAAUAAGCAGCGAUGGGCUAAAGCAGGCAAGCCCCCGGCUGGGAUUCUACCCGGGAAGGGGUCUGUCCAUAUCACCGUCAAUAGACACUAUGUGGAUUAUAUCCUACACAAUCAAACAGCUCACGACUUCCUUGACUGGUGUAAUAAAACGUCGGUACCAGACGAGACAUACUUCGCCUCUCUGAACCACAACCCUCAGCUCGGGAUCCGGGGUUCAGUUAACGGAUAUGUGGAGCCAUAUAUAAUGAACUCUAGAUUCAAAAACUGGGGAAAUCUGCCUUGUGGCGGGAAAGUAGUUCGACAAAUUUGCAUAUUUGGUAUCGAAGAUCUGCCAGUACUUUUCGGGAGAAGCGAAUUAUUUGCGAACAAGUUUUACUGGGACUUUCAGCCUCUUACUCUGGACUGUAUGGAGGAGCUAUUGUAUAACAGAACACGGGAUGGCUAUUUAAACAAAAUGAAAUUUAAUUCAAUGUUAUAUGAAAAUCUGCAAUUUUUGAAGAACCGUACAUGACCAAACCACGUCUGUGAUUCCGUCGGUGAAUGUGGAAUUUUAAGGACGUCAAAACAUGAUAAGAGUUCCCAUAUGGUUGUUGGUCCAUGGGUUAACGAACGCACGUACAUUAUUUUGACAACUGUACUGUUUUUCUCAAAAUAAAUUAUUUUAAAAACA
Pecten maximus is the source of this 1642-nucleotide messenger RNA. Its product is annotated as beta-1,3-galactosyl-O-glycosyl-glycoprotein beta-1,6-N-acetylglucosaminyltransferase-like. Bases 194 to 1483 code for a protein of 429 amino acids. The record is from RefSeq and is a predicted model, not a curated record. Lineage: Eukaryota; Metazoa; Mollusca; Bivalvia; Pectinida; Pectinidae. Gene Ontology annotation, molecular function: acetylglucosaminyltransferase activity. Gene Ontology annotation, cellular component: membrane. The transcript is spliced from 4 exons.